CCCACUGGUCGCCCCUCAUACACGUCUUUCCGGUCGGGCUUUAUCUCCGUGCUGCUAGUACUGAAGAAACAAACGCUCCAUUCUGUCGUCUUUGAUUUGUGCAGUCAAAUAAAAGGUUAUUUUUCUCUUUGGUUGUUUUACGGUUUGGGGACAGAACCGGAGCACUUUCAACAAACGGCCCGUCUCUGAGCGGAGGAGCAGCUGCAGGAGGAGGAGAGAGAGGCAGGCGGGGAGCGCCGAGCAUCGGCUGGAUGCAACACAAAGGUACCGAGGCUCCUCUGUGAGCGGACAGCUCGUGUUUUCAGUGGAGACGGAGGAAAGGUGUUUUUUCCUGGAUGUGAAUCAGCGGUGAGAGCGUGAUGGCCGAGCAGGAGGCGCUGUGUUGCAGCAGCAGCGGGUCCUGGUAGCAGAGCGGCGAUCUUCGUCCCGCAGACUCCAUUACGCACCAGCUGCUGCUCCUGAAUGCGUUCAUUCCUGUUUCCGCUCCGCUGUGAGAGGAUGGCUGGCUGGCGUUGAGGAGAACCAGCGUCGGCCCCUCGCUGGCUCCUGGAUCGCGUGUUCUUCCUGCGGCAGAACCACGGACAGCGACGAUGACUCGGCUGCGCAGGAAAGCGCUGGUUGCGCUCUUCCUCUUCACGCUCUUCAUUUUUGGGACAAUGAUGGGCCUGAGGACGCUGAAACCCAGCGACGGCUUUUCGGACCUGGCUCCUGGGAUGGAUUUCAUCGGGGAGAGGUCAGAGAGGAGGCGGCUGGACGUGAAAGACGUGGUGGUUUCCCCGGGUCAGUUCCACAUGAGCAGCAGCGACACCAAGGUGGUUUUCACCAGGUCGGACCGGGAGUACAGCAUUUUCUACGACGUCCACAUCUUCUACUACCUGUGGUACGGCUCUCCCAGCGUGGACAACAAGUACAUCCACUGGGAUCACGUGCUGGUGCCACACUGGGACCCGAAGAUCGCAGCCAGCCACGCUCAAGGAAAGCACACGCCUCCGGAUGACAUUGCCUCGAGUUUCUACCCCGAGCUGGGACCCUACAGCUCCAGGGACCCGAAGGUGCUCGAGUCACACAUGGCCCAGAUAGAAGCGGCCGCAGCGGGAGUGCUGGUUCUGUCCUGGUAUCCUCCUGGGGUGGGGGACGACCACGGGGAGCCCACAGAGGACCUCGUUCCUACCGUUAUGGACGCUGCCCACAGGCACAGCAUCAAGGUAACUGGUGAGACAACCGGUAUGUUUUCCCCUUUCUGA
This is a messenger RNA of Neolamprologus brichardi, 1244 nucleotides long. The record is from RefSeq and is a predicted model, not a curated record. NCBI's taxonomy places the organism in Eukaryota, Metazoa, Chordata, Actinopteri, Cichliformes, Cichlidae.